AUGAGGCAAAGUCGAAUCAGCAAACACUCGUUAUUGAUUAUUGUUUGUCUUCUAAGCUCAAAUUUUACGCAAGCAAACACUAUCUUCGAGCGGGCAACAUGUCCUCAAGCGGGCUAUGUACAAUGUGCAAAUACUGGGUUACCAUCAGACUUUUGUUGCCCUUCUACUUCGACUUGUAUAGCUUUAGCACAAAACACCACCUUAUUGUGUUGUCCUAGUGGAAGUGAUUGUAGCACUAUCCAGCCUAUUACUUGCGACAUCACUCAACAAAAUAUCACUUCACAUCCUGAAAAUACACUCAAAACUACAGCUCUGACAGCAACUUUGGAAAAAUGUGGAAGUAACUGCUGUCCAUUUGGUUACACGUGCGUAAAUGGCAACUGUCAGAUGAACGCCGAUCAAGCAGAUUCCGUUCCAGGUCAACAACAGAGUUCUGCGGUGAGUAGCGGAACAUCACCUGUAACCACGAGCUCAGGUUCACAAGUAACUGCUGCUCCGGGCAAUCCCUCGUCCGCUAACCCAUCAUCUACUUCAACUCCAUCUUCAACCGGCACACCUAUAACUAUCAUCCCAGAAACAUGCGACAAAUACCCUGUUGUUGCAAUCCUCAUAGGUCUAUUUCCAGGUAUCGCCAUAGGAGCCAUUCUUGCGCUUCUCACUGUAUGCUGUCUCGGUCGCCGUAAACAUUCCCAACGCAAAAGCGGUUCCUCCUUCGGAAACAUCUCCGACCCUGUACCCACCAGCGACGUGCGUACCGAUUUCCUGCGCAAAAUGCCUCAAACACCUUCUACAUCCGCAGAUGGUACUCCUCGAAGAAAUAAAACCAUUACACGUGUUCAAUCCUUAUUUCGAAAAUCCACCGCUACAGGAAUGUCCAAUAGUCCUGGCAUAGCUUAUCAAAAUAGUCCACCCCCAGCAUUACCAAUCCCACUCAACAUACAAAGAAAAAAACAAACAAACGUACCCAAUCGACCCAUUACUCCUCCUCUACAACGCGAACCGAGUUAUGAAGAUAUAAAUAUCUUUACAGAUGCCGAUACAGCGAGUUCUUUUCGACAAGUAAGAGAACAACAAAAUCAGAAUCAGAAUCAAAGUGUAAAUCAUCUCGGUUUACCACCAACAUUUGGAGUGGAAGGACAAAGAGGAGGAAGUCACAACACUACAUUCACGGACAUGAUGGAGAGGAGUGGAUUAGCUGGAUUACAGAAGGGUCAACGUACGUAUCAACUUCUUGAAGACAAUUUGAUGAAACAAGAGGGACGGAAAAAUAGGGACGAUAGAUGA
Botrytis fragariae is the source of this 1284-nucleotide messenger RNA. RefSeq lists its product as uncharacterized. Lineage: Eukaryota; Fungi; Ascomycota; Leotiomycetes; Helotiales; Sclerotiniaceae. The transcript has a single exon. The record is from RefSeq and is a predicted model, not a curated record. The coding region runs from base 1 to 1284 and encodes 427 amino acids.